Messenger RNA from Macadamia integrifolia, 852 nucleotides. Its product is annotated as oleosin 1-like. The record is from RefSeq and is a predicted model, not a curated record. Gene Ontology annotation, biological process: lipid storage; sexual reproduction. Gene Ontology annotation, cellular component: monolayer-surrounded lipid storage body; membrane; extracellular region. The transcript has a single exon. Lineage: Eukaryota; Viridiplantae; Streptophyta; Magnoliopsida; Proteales; Proteaceae. Bases 89 to 556 code for a protein of 155 amino acids.
CCCACCCUCAACCCUUCUCCAUCAGAUCUCUUCAAAGGCUUUCCUUUUUUGAUAUAGUUUUGUAGUAGUUGUGUGAUUCAGUACUCUGAUGGCGGAGCAACUUCAGCAACAAGGAGGACCGAUGGCUGAGUUUCGGCAACAGUUGGGCCCACAGUACGGACAGCAACAUCCGCGUUCUCGUCAGAUGGUGAAGGCAGCGACUGCGGUGACCGCGGGAGGAUCACUUUUGAUUCUAUCGGGACUGACGUUGGUGGCGACAGUGAUAGGACUGACGGUGGCAACGCCAGUGCUGGUGAUAUUCAGCCCCGUACUUGUGCCGGCGGUGAUAACGGUGUGCAUGUUGAUGGCUGGGUUCCUGACUUCGGGUGCGUUAGGGGCGGCGGCCGUGUCGGUGCUGUCAUGGAUAUAUAACUACGUGACAGGGAAGCACCCGCCUGGUGCGGAUCAGCUGGACGAGGCAAGCUACAAGCUGGCUGGCAAGGCUAGGGAUGUGAAGGAUAGGGCUGAGCAGUUCGGGCAGCGGCACACGAGGAGUGGUACUGCUCAAGCUUCUUAAGCUCACGUACCCAUGCAUGCGCCCAUCCAAACCCAAACACCCUCUCUCUCUCUUCCAUAUGAUUAUGUAUGCAACUAUUAAUGUGCUUGCUACGUACUAUAGUUUCUGUUUUUUCUGUCUGUUUGGCUUUGAUGGACGUUUUUGAUAUUCCCAGUUGUAGAAUUUUCUUUCUCCAAUUUGGGUUGUCGAGGGGUUCAUCAGUUCUAGCUUCUUGUUUAUGUUCUUACUUCUUAUUAUUAGUGUUUGGUGUGUUGGAAUUUCGUGUUUGUUAAAUUGAGAAAAAUAUUUGUGAAUCA